Molecule: messenger RNA, 1920 nt
Organism: Exophiala aquamarina CBS 119918
Lineage: Eukaryota; Fungi; Ascomycota; Eurotiomycetes; Chaetothyriales; Herpotrichiellaceae
Product: AGC/RSK/RSK-UNCLASSIFIED protein kinase
Exons: 4
Coding region: 1-1920 (639 amino acids)
Biological process (GO): protein phosphorylation
Cellular component (GO): cytoplasm; plasma membrane; nucleus
Molecular function (GO): protein serine/threonine kinase activity; ATP binding
Source: RefSeq, a predicted model, not a curated record
AUGGCUACCGAGAAACGCAACUUUUCCAGUCUCUCCUUCUCCUCGAAGAAGCAUCUCAAUGGUGACACUUCAGGUUCCGGUACACAUACGCCUACCACUACCAAACUCAAGAACUUUUUCCGCAUCAACAGCGGUGGCAGUCAAACUUCUAUAGGCUCAGAUGGUUUACCUACCCCCAAGACCGAGACAAAGCCCCUCAAACAAUCCCGAUUCCUACCAGCCUUGGGCCGAAACCGUUCUACCACCAUUGCCAGCGACGGGCAUCCCCUUGACGAUACUAUAGCCUCCCCCACUGCACAGGCCAAUCCUUAUUUCAUCCAUCAAGGUCUCCCUGCUUUGCGCCAUCAUAACGAGGGUAGUGUCCCCCCUUCUCCUCCCGAUACCCCAAAGGUCCAGGUCAAUGGCGCAACGCCUCAGGAAAAUCUGGUCUCUGCAGGAAAGGAAGAACUGGCCAGGAAACUAAGACGAGUGGCAUCUGCUCCCAAUGCCCAGGGUCUUUUCAAUGCCAAUAAGACUGCUGGAGAUCGACCUCAGACGGCAGAACUGGGCAAGGAACCUCUCGAGGUCGGAUCAGGGUCUUCUCCUAAACUAGGAAUGAUAGCCCAGGAAGAUGCUAGCACAUUGAGUCUGCCUGGUCUUCCAAAGCCUGGGGCCAAAUCUCCUCUACCGGGGCAGAUCCGACAGUCAAUUGCUUUUCGGCGAACGUAUAGUUCGAACUCGAUCAAAGUCCGAAACGUUGAGGUCGGUCCUGGGAGUUUCGAUAAAAUAAAACUCAUUGGAAAAGGGGAUGUGGGAAAGGUUUAUUUGGUUCGUGAGAAGAAGUCAAAUCGUCUCUACGCUAUGAAAGCAGUUCUCAGCAAGAAAGAAAUGAUUAAACGGAACAAGAUCAAGCGAGCUCUGGCUGAGCAAGAAAUCCUCGCUACCAGCAAUCACCCAUUCAUUGUUACGUUAUAUCACUCUUUCCAAUCCGAAGAGCAUUUAUACCUAUGCAUGGAAUACUGCAGUGGUGGAGAGUUCUUCCGAGCAUUACAAACCCGACCGAACAAGUGCGUUGGCGAGGAAGAUGCUCGAUUCUAUGCAGCUGAAGUUACAGCUGCGCUGGAGUAUCUGCAUUUGAUGGGUUUUAUAUACCGAGAUUUGAAACCCGAGAACAUCCUUCUGCAUCAGUCCGGUCAUAUCAUGUUGUCAGAUUUCGACUUAUCCAAACAAUCGGAUUCUGGAGGUGCCCCUACGAUGAUUUUGGGGACUCGCAAUGCUUCCAAUCCAACAGGAUAUCCCCUGGUGGACACCAAGUCUUGUAUCGCCGAUUUCCGCACCAAUUCGUUCGUCGGCACUGAAGAAUACAUUGCUCCCGAGGUUAUUAAAGGCAACGGGCAUACGAGUGCAGUCGAUUGGUGGACUCUAGGAAUUCUGAUCUAUGAAAUGUUGUUUGGAACAACUCCGUUCAAAGGCAAAAAUCGCAAUGCCACAUUCGCGAAUAUUCUCCGAGACGAGGUUCCUUUCCCAGACCAUUCCCACUCGACCCAAGUGAGCAAUUUGUGUAAAUCUGUGAUCCGCAAGCUGCUGAUCAAAGACGAGGUCAAACGGCUAGGAUCUCGUGCAGGCGCCUCGGAUGUCAAGAGUCAUCCGUUUUUCCGCCCUAUAACCUGGGCACUUCUUCGACAUAUGAAGCCGCCGAUGAUCCCACACCAGGGUCGUGCAAUUGACACGCUGAAUUUCCGAACAGUCAAGGACAGCGGCAGUGUGGAGAUUGGAGGGACGACCACUGUGCUCAAAGGUGUGCCUCUUGACUCGGGGAUGGUGACUCCUGGGGGAGAAAUCGCAGACCCAUUUCUCGAGUUUAACAGUGUUACGCUACACCACGACGACGAAGAUACGAUCAUGAUGCAAGAUGGUGGGCAAGCGACCAACCGGCGGUGA